This is a messenger RNA of Botrytis fragariae, 1656 nucleotides long. RefSeq names its product putative heterokaryon incompatibility protein. The record is from RefSeq and is a predicted model, not a curated record. NCBI's taxonomy places the organism in Eukaryota, Fungi, Ascomycota, Leotiomycetes, Helotiales, Sclerotiniaceae. Bases 1 to 1656 code for a protein of 551 amino acids. The transcript has 2 exons.
AUGCUGAAAAUACCCUUCUCAGAGCUCGCUGGCUCAGAGAGUUUUGUCUCAGUAGCUUCUUCCACAGGAUCUGAUAAGAGUCUGAAUCUUUCCAUACAAUGGUUACAGAACUGCAAUGAAAGCCAUGUUUCCUGCUCACGCAAAGCUACCACGUCCCCACCUUUCCUUCCUACUCGUCUCAUUGAUAUCGGAAUAGAAGAAUCAGCGAUUACUCCACGGCUUUGUUUGAGGAGAGAAAUUCCGUUAAAUUCAGUCUACUUCACUUUAAGUCAUUGUUGGGGGAAAACUGCGCCAAAAACCACGCUUCUUCGGUCAAACAUCGAGUUUAUGCUUCGCGAGAUAAACUUUUCACAACUUCCAAACACCUUCCAGGAAGCAUUAUUAGUUGUCCGGAAGUUAGGAGGUCGAUUUAUCUGGAUUGAUUCGUUAUGUAUUAUUCAAGAUUCCGAGACGGAUUGGUUAGUAGAAUCCGUUAGUAUGUGUGACGUCUAUUCGAAUAGUUACUGCAAUAUCUGUGCCACAGCUGCGAGAGAUGGUAGUGAAAGGAUGUUCCGUGAUAGAGAGCCAUUGCAGAUACAGCAAGGUUGGUUUCAAACAGCUCGCGAUGAGGAUAAUCACUGUAUCAUCGACGACUGCGCAUGGAAAAGAGAGGUGGAAGAUGGAAUAUUAUCCUCAAGGGCUUGGGUCUGCCAAGAACGCCUACUGUCUAGACGAAAUCUUCACUUUGGAUCUAGACAAUUAUUUUGGGAAUGUCUACAUCAUGAGGCUUCCGAAACAUUUCCCAAAGGUGUUCCACAACUAGUGGCUAAAGGCCGCAGUGUGAAAUCCCGGGUCAAAGUACUUGUUCAUGGCAUCGACAAAUGUCGAUCAGGCAUAUCUUUCGAAAGUGGACAAAUCUGGGAGAAAAUUGCUUGCUGCAAUCGGAGGAAUGGCAAACGCAGCGGCUCAACACAUAGGGGGGGGUACUUAGCGGGAGUAUGGGAAGAACACCUGUUAUCUGGUAUUCUUCGGAAUGCUCGAAAUUACCCGGCCGAUCUUUCCACAUUUACUCAAGCUCCCCUGGAGGAGCAAGAAUUUAUCGCCCCCAGCUGGUCUUGGGCCUCUUUCGAUGGAGAAAUAGACUUUCCUCCAAGGAUCUGCAGAAGUAGAGACAUUGAGCAAUUUCCUCAGAUCUUGGAAACGCAUCUAGAUCUAGCAAUUGAUAACCCAUUUGGGAAAGUAUGCGGUGGAUAUAUCAAACUCAAGGGAGAUAUCACUUCCGCUACUUAUUAUCUCGUAAGAUUGACCGGCUGGCGGUAUUGUAACAAUCCUGAGAUUCGCUUCGGACAAGAUGGCAAUGAACGGGAAGGGCUUGGCACAACACUCAUUUUUAGUGACUUUCAAGAUAUGACAGAAAUUGAGCGACAGGAAAUAUGUUUUCUUCCUGUCUGUAGAUUCUUCCUCGGAGAUUGUGGUUGGGAGGUUAGAGGUCUCAUACUGUUCCCCACAAAUAGAGCGAGAUGGGAGUUUCAAAGGUGUGGUAUGUCUAUUUAUGCUACUGGUAAGGACCACGAGGCUCUGAUGUCUGAAUGUAGAUCUUUCAGCCGCGAGCAGAAAAUUGAAUCGUCCGAAUUUGGUCUACAAGAUGACGGAAAAUUCAUUAUCAAGAUCUUUUGA